AUGAACCCAAUCAUCCUCUACGGCCACCGCGCCGGACCCAACCCCAGAAAAGUCGCCAUGCCGGCUUUCGAGCGCAUCAACCCCAACGGCCGCGUCCCCGCGAUCGAGGAUUCCAACACCGGGAUCACCCUGUGGGAGUCGGGCGCCAUCAUCGAAUACCUGGUUGAACGAUACGACCCGUCGCUGACCAUCAGCUUUCCACCAGGAAGCGCGGAGUCUCACCAUGCGAGACAGUGGCUCUACUUCCAGUCCUCCGGGCAGGGUCGGUACUUUGGGCAGGCGGUUUGGUUCAGGGUCCACCAUCCUGAGCGGAUACCGAGCGCGGUGAAUCGGUACGUGAACGAGAUCAGACGGGUGGUGGGUGUUCUUGACCGUGCACUAGAGGGACGGCAGUAUCUGGUCGGUGGAAGACUGAGCUAUGCGGAUAUCUCCUUUGUGACCUGGAUGGAGGUUGUCCCUUGGGCUUCGGAUAAUGGGAUCGAGCUGGAGAGGGAAUUCCCGAAUGUUUAUGCCUGGCUUACGCGAGUGAAGCUGCGUCCGGGAGUGAGAAAGAUUCUGGAUUUGGCGAUUGACCUGCCGAAGAGGAAGUGA
This is a messenger RNA of Aspergillus thermomutatus, 591 nucleotides long. RefSeq lists its product as uncharacterized. Bases 1 to 591 code for a protein of 196 amino acids. The record is from RefSeq and is a predicted model, not a curated record. The transcript is spliced from 2 exons. NCBI's taxonomy places the organism in Eukaryota, Fungi, Ascomycota, Eurotiomycetes, Eurotiales, Aspergillaceae.